GGCAGCUCACAUAACACUGCGUGACUUCCUCGAGCAGUCGGGCCCUGCCUCCUUGGUCGGGCCUGGCCACCCGGCUGCUCUACGUGGCCUCACAGAGACGGUGUGCCGAGGCCGGGUGACAAACUCUCUCGAGGAAGUCGCUCCACAAAUGAACUGUGAAAGUUUUGUUUACCUAGUCGCUAUAUUGUUACCCAUAUAAAUAACUCUCCUAUAUUGUAUCCUCCUUCCCUGUCCUUUUUAUUCUUCCCCCUCAUCCAUUGCUGACAGUGGUUCAGGUGUGAGCAGACUGCGCUACAUUUAGUGCGUUCAGCAGCAAUCUUUUUCUUCCUGUCCUUUUCCUUUAUUUAUCUAUUUAGUCGUUGGGCACAAUGCCGCUUACCCGACGCCUACGUUCGCUCCGUUCUUGGCGCCCGUGUGAUUCUAAGCAGCGAACGGCAUCUGGCGAGGAGGAUACGAAAUCAUACGAGACUACCGUCGCGACUUCAGGACCGAAUGCGAAACGUCGGCGAAACUGCCGGGGAUCGUAUCAAGGCUCUCUGCUGUAUCGCCUCUCCUCGACAUCCGUGUGCGUGCCAGUAAUGUGUCACCGUGUGCGAAGACGCGAAAGUUGCUUUGUCGUUAGUCAGCUUCGAGAGCCUUUCUGGAGACAUUUGGCACCAACAGUGAUCUCGUCUUCGCCCUGAAAUCGCCUGGACAUCGACGGCCAGUUUGGAUCAGAGUGUCGUGGGAAAGACACAGCGCUAGAGCGGUGGUCCUCUGCACGCUUGCAACACCAUGGAACAACUUGCCAAGUACGGAGACACCUGGGACCUUCUCCUCGCCGAAGACCACAUCGUACUGAAGCUCGCAGAAUCGUGGCCACCGGACGUACCGCUCCCGGAAGGGUGCAAGCUCGAGAACAGCGGUUCCUCGCUGGUCACGAACCAGGAGUCGCUGGUGGCGGCGAAGCAAGUGCUGCAGCUCAGGGUGAGAGUAUCGUGCGCCCUCUUCGCUGGGUGCGCGUCGUUCGAGUCCUCCAAACCUUUCUGCGCCGCUGCGGGCGAGCUGCUUAGAGACGCCGAAGAGUUGUGCAUUGCGCACAACAAGGACAAAGUGUACAAGCUCAUCCGCACGUUCCCAAACGUCAGGGUGCUCGCCCUGCCGCACGACCUCUGCAGACACAUCCUCGAAGAGGACGAGCCGACCACGGACUGCUCAUCGCCUCUGGUCGAGCGCAGCAAGCUGACGCAGCUGCUGGGCAACGUGGAGAGUCUGGGCAGUGCAGGCCUCAUUCUCUCCAAGGAGACCGUAAUGGCAGUCAUGCGAACUUGUCCUCGAGUGCAACGUAUCGACUCCGACUCGGUGCUGGAAGUUUUUUUGCAGCUGAACGGCUCGCCUAUGCGAGGGGCAUAUUCUACCUCGAGGAAUUUCACGCACCUCGUGCUGUACGCUGCCGUCGUGGGCAACGGCCAACAGAUGGCCACAGCUGGACCGGAUGACGUCGCUCUCGCUGCGAGAACGUUUCCGCUCGUCGAAAACGUGGAGGUUCUCGUGAGAUCGUUAGGAGCCCUGGACGAGAUGUCGGCGUUCCGUCACGUGCAGAGCGUCGCCGUGGCACUCGCUCCUCCCGUUGCCUACGCCAGCGCGCACUCGGAACUGCAGCGGCUCCUGCAAAACUGGCCGCGCCUCGAGAAACUCUCCCUGGAGUUUUGCGGCGGCGUGCGCCUGUUUGCGAUUGCCCGGUCGUGUCCGCGAGUCAGAAGCCUGCGCUUCGCCUUCUGCCGGUGGCACCGAGCGGACUCCCCGGUGGACGCCGACGCGUUCCCCGAGCUCGAGAGCGUCGAGUGGGGCAUGCGCGUGUCCGAGGCCGCCUUCGAGGCGCUAUUCUCGGCCACGUGCGGCAGGCUCCGCACGCUGCAGGUGUACGACGACGAGAGCUGCUGCCGGUUCCUGCACUUCUGCGCCCGCGAAGGCCCGCGCACGCGUUUCCCGCGUCUCGAAGAACUGCUCCUGGCCACGAACUUGCCCGUGCGCGCGAUGGGGCUGGAGCCGGAGUUGCUUCACCGAGUGGUCGGGGCGCUGCCCGCGCUUCGGCACCUGGCGACCGACAGCUACGACCUGAGGCUGUUCUUCGAGAACUACUGCGUUCCGCGCGACCGGGUGUCCUUGUCCUGGGCGGCGUGCGUGCUCUGCGCCGUCCACGGCAAGGAGAUCCCAAGCCGUGCACAAGCGGCUGCUUUAGCGGCGAACGCAGUGGCCAUCAACGACCAAACGUGUCUGCUUGUGUAGUCAGAACGUACGAAAAAGACGGGAAGACCACAGUGACCUUUCGAUUCCUUGAACUAAAUAACUGAGAACAUAAGUUCUCUGAAAUCUCCUCUUUGCAGCUGAUGGUGACCAAGGGUGGCCGGUCGGUGGCAAACAGUCCUUAUGAACUGAAAACUUUGUGCUCCGAUGCUGUUUAUUUGCCAACGUUCCGCAAAUAAACAAUGUAUUAGUUUUCCA
Messenger RNA from Dermacentor albipictus, 2484 nucleotides. RefSeq lists its product as uncharacterized. The record is from RefSeq and is a predicted model, not a curated record. Lineage: Eukaryota; Metazoa; Arthropoda; Arachnida; Ixodida; Ixodidae.